AUGGGAAACAGCAAGAGCAGUGCCCUGUCCAAGGAGAUCCUGGACGAGCUGAAGCUGAACACCAAGUACACGGAGACAGAGCUGUGCAACUGGUACCAGAGCUUCCUGAAGGAGUGCCCCUCCGGCCGCAUCAGCAAGGAGCAGUUUGAGAGCAUCUACGCUGGCUUCUUCCCCGACGCCGACUCCACCGCCUACGCCCGCCACGUCUUCCGCAGCUUCGACACAAACGCCGAUGGCACACUGGACUUUAAGGAGUACAUUGUGGCGCUGCACCUAACUUCCUCCGGCAAGGUGCAGCGGAAACUGGAGUGGGCCUUCUCCCUCUACGACGUGGAUGGCAACGGGACCAUCAGCAAGAAUGAAGUUCAGGACAUCGUCAAGUCAAUAUUCAACAUGAUCCCUGCCGAGGACCAAAAAACUCUUCCAGAUGAUGAGAACACGCCUGAAAAAAGAGCUGAUAAAAUCUGGAACUAUUUUGGGAAGGGAGAAAAUGAUAAAAUUAAAGAGGGCGAAUUCAUCCAGGGGGUCAUUGACAAUAAGGACAUCCUGCGGCUGAUGCAGUACGACGAACCACAGAGGAUUAAAGACAAACUGAAAGAAAAGAAACAGUGA
This is a messenger RNA of Engraulis encrasicolus (European anchovy), 612 nucleotides long. RefSeq names its product recoverin a (gene rcvrna). The record is from RefSeq and is a predicted model, not a curated record. Gene Ontology annotation, molecular function: calcium ion binding. Lineage: Eukaryota; Metazoa; Chordata; Actinopteri; Clupeiformes; Engraulidae. The transcript is spliced from 3 exons. The coding region runs from base 1 to 612 and encodes 203 amino acids.